Messenger RNA from Tetrahymena thermophila SB210, 2682 nucleotides. Its product is annotated as flagellar associated protein, putative. The record is from RefSeq and is a predicted model, not a curated record. Lineage: Eukaryota; Ciliophora; Oligohymenophorea; Hymenostomatida; Tetrahymenidae. Gene Ontology annotation, cellular component: cytoskeleton. The transcript is spliced from 9 exons.
AUGUCUCAAGAAAAUCAAUAAAAGUAAGGCCAUCAUGAGGAAGAAGGCUAAACAUUAGUUCAACAAAAAAAAGAAAUUGAAUAAUAUGCAACGGAUAAAUAAAUUAUUGCAUAAAUCGAUAAAGAUUAUGAAGAAAUUAUGAAAGAUUUCUCUGGUGAUGCGGAGUUAAAGGAUUUUAAAAUAUAAUACGAAUCACUUUACAAUACAUUUAAGCAGUCAAUUAAUUCAGAACAUGGAUCUAUCAAAAAAUGCGAAUAACAUGCUGAAGAAAUCGCAAUAUACUCAGCAAAAUUAGAUGGAGUUGUUAAAAUGAUAUAAGCCAAUGAAGAAAAUCUUGAACUUUCAAAGAAGGAACUUGAAGAUAAAAAAAAGUUAAUUGAGGAUUAUAAAGAAAAAAAAGAAGAGAUUAAAGAAAAGAUAGAGCUCACCAAAGAUUAAUUAUCAGAACUAUAGAAGAAGACCGAGUAGAGACUUGAAAAAAUAGAGUUAUAAAAUUAAGAAACUAUUAGAAAUCUCAAAAAAUAAAAGGAGGAAUAAGAAAAAAACUGUGAAUAGCUUGGAAAUAAAAUAAAGUACUAAAAAAAUGAAAAUGAACAUUAUUAAAAUGAACUUUAAUAAGAAGAAAAGUUCAACAACAAGUAUCAAAUGGAUGUACAAGAGUUGCAAGAAAAAAUAAUGAAAUAUAAAGAGGUUGCCAAAACAGAGGAAGAGAGAAAAUAAGAAAUGGACAGGAAGAUGGAUUUAAUCAAGGAUAAAAUUGAUAAGGCAAAAGAGGAGUAAAAAAGAAAGAUAGAAUAAAUCGCGUAAUUGCAAAAAGAGUAAAAGCAAUAUGAAAACAAAAUCAUCAAUUCUAAAAAUGAAAAGAACUAAAACCAAGAAGACUAAAAGAAACACAAAAAGUAGCUCGACUAAAUUAAUGAAGACUUGAAAGUUCAAGAGGAAUAAUAAAUUUAAUUAGAGCACGAUAUAAAGAACUUAGAGGAGUCAGUUGUUAAUGCUGAGAAAGAGUUACUAAAGAUUAAAAAACCUAUUUAAAAUCUUGAAAGAGAAUAUGAUAAGAUAACUAAAAUGAAAUCUAAGCUUGAAACUGAAAAUCAAAUUUUAGAAUAAAACUUAGAAAGACUUUAGUCCUAAAAUAAAAUCGAAGAAGAACACGUUGAAACUCUUACUAAAAUGAGAAACGAGCUCAAAGAAAAAAUAGAUUCUAUUUUAAAAUAAAGAACUUAAAAUAAUAAGUCUCUCAAAAAGGCAGAAGAUGAUGAACAUAAAACUGAUGAAGAAAUUAUUUAUUAGCUCAAUAAGUUGAAGAAAAUAGAAAAUCAGAUUUUGGGUUAUGAAGCAGAAAAUGAGAAAUUAAGGAAAAUGAUUACAUAAUUAUAAAAAGAGUAAGAAAAAUAUGGUAUAGAAGCUUCUCAAGCUCAUGCAAAGUAUUACUAAACUUGUGAAGAAGUUAAAAUUAAAAUUAACUAAAUUGCAGAAUAAAAGUAGAAAAAUAAUGCAGUUCUUGCUAAAUUAAAGCAUUAACAACAUUUAUAUGAAGCAGUCCGCUCAGACAGAAAUUUGUAUUCUAAGAAUCUCCUUGACUGCAAGAAAGAAUUAAACGAGCUUCAGGAAAAGAAAAAAAGAAACAAAUAAAUGGUUGAUCAAUAUAAAGAAGAAAUUAAAUAAAAAGAUAACGAAUUAAUUAACUAGGAUUUCGAAUACAAUAAAAUUGUAGAAGAAAAUAAAAAAACUGAACUUGAAAAAGAGCGUGUUAUGAAGGCUAUUAAAUCAACUGAAGAGGUUAUCAAAAAUUAAGAAAAUCAUAUCUCGAGAUUAAAAUACAUAAUUUAAGAAUUGAAGGCUGAAAAGUAAAGACAUGACAAGGAUUUGGAAAUGGUUAUAAAUGAAAGAGAUAUAUUAGGAACUUAAUUGAUUAAGAGAAAUUAAGAAUUAUAAGUUCUUGAAGAAAAGAUUAAGCUUUAGCAGAGUAAUUUGACCAAAGGUGAGAUUGUUUACAGAAAGAAGUAAGAAGAAUUGGCAAAACUAAAGAUUGAGCUCACAAACUUAGUGAAUGAGCUGAAGAGUACCUAAGAAUAAAUUUCCUGCAUCCCUGAUUUGAGAAAUGAAAUAAACUCUUUAUAAAAGGAUAUUCUCGCAGAAAAAACAAAGGUCAAAGCUCUCUAAGACGAACUUGAAAAUCCCCUUAAUGUUCACAGAUGGAGAAAACUAGAGGCUACUGAUUAAGAGAAUUUUGAGAGAAUAUUAAAGAUUUAAACUUUACAAAGAAGACUCAUUGCAAAAACAGAAGAAGUUCAAGAAAAAGAGAAACUUAUCAAAGAAAAAGAAAAGCUAUUUAUGGAACUUAAAAAUAUCCUUGCUAGAUAGCCAGGUCCAGAAAUUUAAUAACAAUUAGCUACUUACAAGGAGUCUUUGAAAGAAAAAACUGCUUAAAUGAAGAAAAUGCUAGGAGAAUUAAAAAAUUCUAGAGAAUAGGUGAACAUUUUAAAAUUCGAAAAUAAUAGACUAAGGGAAGAAAUGAAUAAAUUGAAAAGAGAUUAUUUCUAAAAAAGAAAAGAGUAAGACAAAUCAUAAGAAUUGUAAAAUAAUCCUGCUAUUGGAGAUUUCAAUAUUUCCAGUGCCCAACCAUAGUAGCUUCAAUAAGAAUAAGCUAUUUAAAUUGCAGCAGGUGCACCUAGAUGA